AAACUCCUCCGGAGAUUCACGUACUGGAGAGCAGAGCAGGGAGCUUUGGCUGUCUGACAUACCUGGUUCAAAUGAUGAGAAACCUUCUUCUCCAGCAUUGCUUCGUUUUAAAGGAGAGCUGCUGGCCUGCCUUGCCAGCUGAGCUUUCUGUGCCUGCACUGAAGGAACAGCCUGACCCUCCUGGAAGAAGCUGUUUUCUGCAGCUGAAAUCUUAGUGCAGAAGUGUGGAAGAAAUCUGCUGUUCUGGGAGCAGCUUGGCUGUUCUUGAACAGUGGGUUUGUGCUCCCUGGCAGUGACUUGGACUUGGGAAAACGCAGCUGAGUUGCUCAGAAAAAGAACAGACCUUUCCUUGAGUCCUUCACUUGGGUUUCCGUUUCCAUCGGCACCUUGCAGAGCGUUGCAGACAUGCGCCCUCUUGCUGCCUUGGCCGAGAGCAGGAUGAGGAGUUGAGGAGGUGCUGCCAAGGUUAACGGCAGCUAAAGGAGCGGGUACAUGGUCAGGCAUUGCCAGGACAUCCUUCUCUCUGAAGGAGCUCUCUGUGCUGUUUAUUCCUCCCCUCCUGGUUCUGGGGAGGUGCUGUGCAGGCUGAGGGCAGCAAAUGCGCAUGGGAAGAGGCAAAGCUGAGGGGGGAGCUUCGCCUUGUUUGCAUGGAAAACAUCUUUUUGUUCUGCAUAAAAACCAGGCAGAAAUAACCACUGAUAGUGCUUGUUCAGCAGAGAUUUGUGCUGCCUUUCCUUUGGAGACCCAGUGGAAGAAGUCACCUUCCAAACUGCACUGCUCAGAGGAGCUGCUUCUCCCAGCUGUCAAGACCUCUGAGCUGCAGGGAAGAGGACAGGGCUGCCUGGAGCAAUGUCCAGCGACCCCCCCCCGCCCUACCCGGGGGGCCCCUCGGCGCCGCUGAUAGAGGAGAAGCACGGCCCCCCCUCUGCUCCAGAGGGUGUCACCCCAGUGGUGGGACAGCCCCAGGGGGUUCCUAUCCCCCCUCCUGAGUUCGGACCCCCCCCAUAUGAGCCACCCUCACAGCCGGGGUUCAUACCCCCCCACAUGCCCACGGAUGGCUCUGGGCCCUACGUGCCACCAGGAUACUACCCACCCCCAGGCCCUCACCCCUCCAUGGGCUACUACCCUGGCCCAGGCCCCUACCCCUCUCCUGGUGGCCACACGGCCACAGUGCUGGUGCCACCGGGAGCCGCCACCACGGUCACAGUGCUGCAGGGAGAGAUCUUCCAGGGUGCCCCCGUGCAGACGGUGUGUCCCCACUGCCAGCAAGCCAUCACCACCAAGAUCUCCUACGAGAUUGGGCUCAUGAGCUUCCUUCUUGGCUUCUUCUGCUGCUUCGUGGGGUGUGAUCUCUGCUGCUGCCUGAUCCCCUGCCUGUUCGAUGACUUCAAGGACGUGACACACACGUGUCCCAACUGCAAGGCCUACAUCUACACGUACAAGCGCAUGUGCUAGCGGCACCCGGGAGCCGCUGGAGCGCCGCCGGCCCCGCCCCGCUGCCGCCCGUCCGUCAGUCAGUCCGUCCGUCCGUCCCCGCGCGUGCAUCGCCCUCGCUUCCCGCCGGUGGUGUGUAUGUGUUAUCCCCGGCUCCCUCCCGCGCCCCCAGCUCUGCUCCUCACUGGGAAUAGUUGGAUUGGUGACAGAGGCACAGGGGAGGGGGGCCCAGCCCCCGGACGCUGUGCGGGGGCUGCCCUGCGGUGCACAGGAGUGGGGGGCAUCGCCCUGCACCCCAUCACACUCCAGGGUGUGAACGAGGCCCCUCUCACCUGGAGCAACCCUGGGAAGAGCAGCAGCUGCUGGAGGUGCCCAGCCCAGUCCCACAGUGCAGGGGAUGUGCUGGGAUGGGGGCCCAGGAGGGGACCCAAACAGCCCAUGGUGCCCUCGGGAUGCAGCACAGCCUUUGUGGCACUUUCAGGAAGGGGUUCAGUGACAAGGAGACAGGGCAGUGCCACACACCAGGCUUCCGUGUGGUUCACAGCCCCCUGCAGCCCCGGCAAAGCCCCUUCCCGAGGGGAGGCAGAGCCUCUAAGCACAGAGGGCCCGGCAGCAGCGCUGUGCCCUCCCCUUAUCAGCACCUCCGUCCUGCCCUGCCCUGCCCGGCGGCCGCUCCAGCUGCAUGCGCCUCCUCCAGCCCCGCGGCUCCGGGGCAGGGACAGCCCUGGGGCAGGGACAGCCCCGAGCAGCCCUGGCCCCUGAGAGCCGAAACCACUCCCAGCAUGUCCUGGCUGCCCGGCACGUAGAGUAGAGGAGUUUGUUACCAGGCUGCAGCUCCAGAGCCGUCCUGGGCCCGGCAGGGUCUGUGGGGCCCUCCUUGCAUGUGGUGUAGGGGUUUUAGCUCACUCACCUGAGGCAGAAGGAAGGGGCAAGCAGGCAGCCCCAGGAGCUGCCAGCAGCACUCCACAGCAGGGGCCAAAGGAGCCGGGAGCCAAGUUCAGCCCCUCGGGGCUGCUCCUCCCUCCCCUGCCCCUGCAGCUCCCAGAGCAAAGUGGGGGGGUCUCUCAGUACACAGGUCUGCAAACACAGCCUGGCCUGCACAGGCAGCUGCUGUUUGCUCAGGGGUGGAACUGUGGCACUAGUCAGUGUUUUUAUGUAAAUAAAUAACAGACCCUGGG
Passer montanus (Eurasian tree sparrow) is the source of this 2612-nucleotide messenger RNA. RefSeq names its product cell death inducing p53 target 1 (gene CDIP1). The transcript has 6 exons. Gene Ontology annotation, biological process: tumor necrosis factor-mediated signaling pathway; intrinsic apoptotic signaling pathway in response to DNA damage by p53 class mediator. NCBI's taxonomy places the organism in Eukaryota, Metazoa, Chordata, Aves, Passeriformes, Passeridae. The coding region runs from base 850 to 1455 and encodes 201 amino acids. Gene Ontology annotation, molecular function: zinc ion binding. The record is from RefSeq and is a predicted model, not a curated record.